AUGCAUUUGAGAGUGACUGCAACAUUUUUGUCAUCUUUAAUAAUUGACAAUUUUGUUCCCAAAGAAUCUAGUGUCUGGAGUCAUCAGAAAACCCUGUUCACCCUUGGCCAGGGCUCAGGGUCUCGGUCUCCAUCUAUGACCGCUAAACAGCAGCACCAACCCAGUGCAGCGUCCAUUUUGGAGUCCCUCUUCAGAUCUUCGGCUCCAGGAAUGUCCACGUUUAGAGUGCUGUACAACCUAGAGGUUUUGAGUUCAAAACUCAUGCCCACGUCUGAUGAUGAGAUGGCCAAAACCAGCAGCAAAUCAUUCUGUGAAAACUUUUUGAAAGCAGGUGGUCUCAGUCUUGUAGUAAAUGUUAUGCAGAGAGACUCCAUCCCAUCAGAGGUAGACUACGAGACCAGACAAGGGGUCUACUCCAUCUGCCUUCAGUUGGCCAGGUUUCUCCUUGUGGGCCAAAGUAUGCCUGCGGUCCUGGAUGAUGAUGUGAUUCGGGAUGGGGAUGCUUUGUCUUCUCGUCCUUUCAGAAACGCCAGCCGCAGUGGGAGGCAGCUGUCUCUGUGUGCCACUCCAGAGAAGUCCUCCUAUAGACAGAUGUCCCUGUCUGAGCGCUCCUCAAUCAGAGUGGAAGAGAUCAUUCCUGCUGCUCGUGUUGCUAUACAGACCAUGGAGGUAGCAGACUUCACCUCAACUGUUGCCUGCUUCAUGCGCCUGACCUGGGCUGCAGCAGCCGGGCGGUUGGAUCUGGUUGGGAGCCCACAGCCAAUCAGGGAGACUCACAGUCUCCUGCCACAGGGGGUCCGCACCAGAGUCAGCAGCACUGGGAGUAACUGCAGUUCCAGCAGUGAAGGAGAGGCUGCACCUACAGCAUUGCAUGCAGGGAUAUGUGUCAGGCAGCAGUGUGUUUCCAAUAAAGAUGGCAUCAUCGCUCGUGAGGCCUUAUCUCUCCUGGUGACCUGUCUGCAGCUGAGAUGCCAGCAGCUCUGUUCCUUUUACAACCUUCCCGCUGUCAGUGAUUUUAUUAUUGAUAUUCUGCUGGGCUCUCCCAGUGGAGAGAUCCGUCGUGUGGCGUGUGACCAGCUGUACACUCUGAGUCAGUCCGACACCUCAGCCUUCCCCGACGUUCAGAAACCAAAUCUGUUCCUGCUCUCUGUCAUCCUCACUGCUCAGCUGCCACUCUGGAGCCCCACGUCUGUCAUGAGAGGAGUCAAUCAGAGGUAGCUCCCCCUACAGUGUCAAAGUAUAACUGCAGCAAAGUGUUGCUAUUGAUCUUGUUGUUCUUCUUAGCUGUCUCAGUGCACAGAGUACUUUGAUCUGAGAUGCCAGCUUCUGGAUGACCUGACAACUUCAGAGAUGGAUGUCAUUAAACUGAGUGCAGCAACCAUGCUGGAAGAUGAGAUCUCGUGGUUGGAUAACUUUGAGCCGAGUUGGAGCUCAGAGAUGGAGACGAGUGAAGCAGACAACGUUCUUUUGGCCGGACACCUGCGCCUAAUUAAGACCCUUCUGUCACUCUGUGGCACCGAGAAGGAACAUCUGGGCCCAUCUUUGAUCCAGCAGUUAUUAGAUGACUUCCUGUUUCGGGCUUCACGCAUUAUCAUCAACAGUUCAAACUCAAUGCAGUCUCCAGCUCCAAGCCAUGACUUCCACCCCAAGUGUAGCACGGCCAGCAGUAGACUUGCAGCGUACGAGGUGCUGGUGAUGCUCGCAGACAGCUCACUCUCAAACCUCAAACUCAUCACCAAAGAGUUACUGUCAAUGCAUCACCAGUCAGACCCUUCCCUCAGCAAAGAAUUUGAUUAUCUUCCUCCAGUUGAGAGUCGCUCUGUCUCAGGAUUUGUUGGGCUUAAAAAUGGCGGAGCGACUUGUUAUAUGAAUGCUGUGUUUCAGCAACUCUACAUGCAGCCUGGCCUUCCAGAGGCUUUCCUUUCCAUUGAGGAUGAUACAGACCAGCCAGAGGAGAGUGUUUUCUAUCAGGUUCAGUCUCUGUUUGGCCAUUUGAUGGAAAGCAAACUUCAGUACUACGUCCCUGAGAACUUUUGGAAGAUAUUCAAAAUGUGGAACAAAGAAUUAUAUGUGCGGGAACAGCAGGAUGCAUAUGAGUUUUUCACCAGCCUCGUAGACCAGCUUGAUGAGCAUCUCAAGAAAAUGGGCCGAGAACAGAUCUUUAAAAACACAUUUCAGGGAAUCUUCUCAGAUCAAAAGAUUUGUAAAGACUGCCCACAUCGGUACGAACGUGAGGAAACAUUCAUGGCCCUUAAUCUUGGCGUAACGUCUUGUCAAAGUUUAGAAAUCUCUUUAGACCAGUUUGUCCGAGGAGAGGUGCUAGAGGGCAGCAAUGCUUACUAUUGUGAGAAAUGCAAAGAGAAGAGAACCACAGUAAAGAGGACCUGUAUUAAAUCCUUACCCAGUGUCCUCUGCAUUCAUCUGAUGCGCUUUGGCUUUGACUGGGAAAGUGGUCGCUCCAUCAAAUAUGAUGAACAAAUAAGGUUCCCGUGGGUGUUAAACAUGGAGCCAUACACUGUCUCUGGGAUGGCCCGACAGGACUGCAGCGGAGAAGGAGGAGAGGGCAAAGGUGACGCAUCAUCUGGGAGCUCGCCACGGAAAAAAGUCACAAUCUCUGAGAACUAUGAACUUGUGGGGGUUGUGGUGCACAGCGGUCAAGCACACGCUGGUCACUACUAUUCAUUUAUCAAAGACAGACGCGGCAGCGCUCGUGGACGGUGGUACAAGUUUAAUGACAAUGUGGUGGAGGAGUUUGACAUGAACGAUGAGUCUCUGGAGUAUGAGUGCUUUGGAGGAGAGUACAGACCUAAAGUGUACGAUCAGUCCAACCCCUACCCGGAUGUGCGGCGGAGGUACUGGAACGCCUACAUGUUGUUUUAUCAGAAAAUCAGUGACCAGAACUCACCGGUGUUACCAAAGAAGAGCAGAGUCAGCAUCAUGAGACAAGAAGCAGAGGACCUGUCACUGUCUGCCCCGUCUUCCCCCGAUGUCUCACCCCAGUCCUCCCCUCGUCCCCCCAGAGCCAACAAUGAUCGCCUCACCCUCCUCACACGCCUCGUCCGAAAGGGAGAGAAGAAAGGCCUGUUUGUGGAGAAGAUGCCUGCCAGCAUCUACCAGAUGGUGAGAGAUGAGAAUUUAAGGUUCAUGAGAAACAGAGAUGUCUACAACAGCGACUACUUCAACUUUACCCUCUCACUGGCGUCCGUCAAUGCUACAAAGCUGAAGCAUCCAGACUACCAGGCAAUGGCCAAAGAGAGUCUCCAGUUGUCUGUCAACUUCCUCUUCCACACUUACCUACACACGAAGAAGAAACUGCGAGUGGACACAGAGGAGUGGAUGGCGACAGUGGAGGUGCUGCUGUCCAAGAGCAGCGAGGCGUGCCAGUGGAUGGUCCAGUACCUCGUCAGCACAGAGGGACGAGAAAUCAUCAGGGUGUGUUUGUUGGAGUGCAGUGUGAGGGAGGUGCGAGUGGUGGUUGCGUCCAUCCUGGAGAAGACUUUGGAAAGUGCCAUAUUCUUCGCUGAUCCAGGACUGGACAAUCUGACCGACGCCCUCCUGUCGCUGCUUGACAAAGAUGUUCCAGAGAAUGUGAAAAACUGUGCUCAGUACUUCAAUCUCUUCAGUAACUUUGCCCAGAGGGGUUGUGGUCCUUGUCAGUUACUGUUGAAACACUCAGCAUAUCGGCGAAUGCUCAUCUUCUUACUGGGUCCAAACAGACAGAACAACCAGAACCGCCGUUGGAGUCCAGCUCAAGCUCGAGAGUUUCUUCACCUCCACAGCACCCUGGCUCUAAUCACUCUACACUCUGACCUCAGCCCACAGAGAACUCAAGCCCCAGGGAUGUUUAAGCCACUUGCCGGGACUGUGUCAUCCUCCACCUCUCUGCUGCCUCUUCACUCGGACAUCCUAGCCUCUCUGUUCACUCCAGAGGGGCAGCCAUAUCUGCUAGAGGUGAUGUUUGCAAUGAGGGAGUUGAGCGGUCCUCUGUCUCUGCUCAUAGAGAUGGUGACCUACUGUUCAUACUGUAAUGAGCCCUUCUCACUGGGAGUGCUGCAAUUACUCAAAACCCAGCUUGAGUCGGCUCCACCUCAUGAACUGAAGAACGUGUUUCAGAUGCUGCAAGAGUUAUUGGUAGUGGAAGAUCCUCUACAAGCUCAACGACUAAAAUAUGCAUUUGAAUCAGACAAAGGCCUUUUAGCUUUGAUGCAUCAGAGCAACAAUGUGGACAGUCGUCGCUGCUAUCAAUGUGUGAAGUUCCUGGUCACGUUAGCCCAGAAGUGUCCUCAGGCCAAGGAUUACUUCAAGGAGUUGUCUGGUCACUGGAGCUGGGCUGUGCAGUGGCUACAGAAAAAGAUGACAGAGCAUUACUGGACUCCACAGAGCAAUGUCUCCAAUGAAACUUCUACCAACAAAACUUUCCAGCGUACCAUCUCUGCGCAGGACACACUAGCGUAUGCUACAGCUCUGUUAAAUGAGAAGGAGCAGUCUGGCAGCAGUAAUGGCUCUGAUGGGAGUCCAGCCAAUGAGAACGCAGACCGCAGCCUCAGACAGGGAUCAGAGUCUCCCAUGAUGCUCGGCGACUCCAAAAGCGAUCUUGAAGAUGUAGACCCGUAGUUUUGUUUAGACCCACGAGGAUCCACAACUCUUCAGAGGCGGCCACUCCAAAAGAAGAAAAAAAAAAAAAACAUCAAAAACUAAAUACAAACAUGGGUGAACCUCGCCUCUUAUUGGUCCGGACACUUUGGACCCUUCACUUCGCAAAACCAACCAGAACUGUCUGUUUUGGUCGCUAUGGUAACAAAGGAGCUAUGAAUAAAUCCCAAAAUGAGUUGCUUUCAGACAAGAAGCUGGUUGAUGGAGUUGCAUUAUCAUAAGGGGCAGCAAGAGUUCGAUAACAAAGAAGUACAAGGCUCCGGAUGAAUUCAGUUGAUCCUUUUUAUUCACUCAUUGUCUCCGAAUGAAAGCAGCAAAGGGAGGAGGCAGAGGAUGGAUGGGUCUGGGUUGUGUUUUAACAAUUGUCUGCUCAUAUUUGCCAAUUAUACAUAUCUACAUAGACAUAUUCAAAUUGUAAAGACUUGUUCCAUAGUUGUAAUUUCCAAUGUAAGAUAUAUUUUAAAAGUCUUGUGUGCUCUUCCUCACACAGCCAUACAACUGUCUUCACGUUAGCCGCUCGAGAGGAACCUGACAUUGACUUCUUAGGUGCACUUGUACAGGAAAUACCUCCAAAACACGUGAGCACUUGGGACUGGGGUAGGCUUAUGUAUACGCACUUUACGCUCCGACCCAGAAUAUGGUGCAGCACUGGUCAGGUCCUCAAGAGCUUCCUAUUAUGUUAUGUGGUCUUCUUUUUUUGCUUUUUUUUUUUUUUUUUUUUUUUUGCUUUUAUGAUCAAUUCAUUUCAGUGCCACAAUCCAAACUCGUUGAAGCCCUGAUAGCUAGCCAGUUUGCCUGUGUGGCUUGACUCUUGACCUUGGCUAGUUUUGGGGCACUGGUCUUUCCCCAUAGCAUAGCAGUGCCCCGGUGGUCAGCAAUUUGGGUACUGUUUGCUGACUGGCCUUCUUUUUCGAGCUGGUUUUUAGUGCUGUGUUUUAUUAUUUUUGUUGCCAAUCUCUUUUCUCUCUUGAAGGAGUUUAGGGACAUGAGCCUUAUGCAAGAAAAGCUGAUCGCAAAGUGCAACAGAUCAGCUGCCUGUUUUACUUUUUUAGGUGCCAAGGUUGUAUACACUCAACACAACACUUGUUAAAAUCUUGCACAUUUACAGACGUACAUGACAUCACUUCAUCCGCAUCGCUUUACAGUUACCUCUGCUUGGUCUGAUUUUGAGUUUUUUGCCUUUUUAAUUUUGCCACACAAAGACACACGCACACACCAACACACAUGCACGCACACAUACAUGCAGAGGAGCCACAUGUAGCCAGAUUUCCUGAACAACUUUUCGAGCCAGUCGGGAGUCUUCAAGUGCCUUAUUCUCCCGAAAUAUCGCCUCUUUCUCCGCUCUACACCACCACGGUCUCUGUAUUAUCAUCAAUUAGCCGAAACAGGGAACUUAGUAACAUGUGUUGUGACACAGGAUUGUAGGGAUCUUGAACUCACUGUGUAUGGGAUGGGGGCAUAGGCGGUACCCUAUUAAAAAAAAAAAAAAACAGGGUUAGAUGUUAGGACAGGGUUUGGUAAUGGGAAUACAAUGCUGCUUCUUUCUCUAUCGCUGUUAAAUUAAAGGGGAACCAUGCAACUUUGCUUAAUUUAUCUGUUUAUUUUUCUCAUUUCAAGGAUGUGAGCAAAAUGUUACUUCAUACUACUUCUAUCCAUCCCCAUCUUUCAGUUUAUCAAAUCAAUUUAUAAAAUACUGAAAACCAUACACUAUUUUUGACAGGGACUAAAUCAAUCUAGACUAGAACUAAACCAGAACUAAACUAAGCAAAUAAUUAAAAUGUCUUACAAUUUCCAGAAGGGGGCCAUCACAUUGACUCCAUAUCUCAGUUUAUAGUAAAUAUUUCCAUGGUUCCCCUUUAAAAGCCUCACUCUUACUUUAUGGAAUAUAUUAAUUGAUUUUGCUCAGCUUUAACAGGUCAAUGUUUACAAUAUGAGGACCUAUAAAGCAGUCAUGCAUUAUGGUUUGGGUUUUUCCGCUUCUUGCUGUGAGAUCUCUGAGCCUAAGGAGAUGUCAGACGCUUUUGCACCCUCUCUCUUUCUCUCUUGCUCACUCCACGCCCAUGUCCUCCAUAGAAGUGAAUGUCAUUGUGCUUUUUGGCAUGUUUGCAUGUGUGGCAGUAAGAAGUGGCAAAGAAACAACCGUCUUACUCUGUGAAAAAUCUGUUCUUUUUCUGUCUUUCUUGCUGUGAUUUUGUCAUGAACACUUACUGUCACAGAAACAUGCCCUUUCUCUGAUUUAGUACAAACGGAUGGAGCUGCAUGUAGUCUGUGCCAACCAUGCAUACAGUACAUUGGUCACAUUUACCCCAAAUCUCUCCUCUAGGUUUGCCCUCUGCCCUCAACAACCACAGCCACAUAAUGAAAAUUGACAAACUUUAUCAAAAAAUAACAAUCGUAUCUUGUUUUAAUCCGGGGAUGCAGGGAGGGAUAUGGGAAGUGUGUGGGUUGGGAUCGGCAUCUAUACGGGUUUUUACUGUCAUUUGAAGAUUCACUUCUGCCAUUGCAGGAUUCUGUAUUGCAUGUUAAGACUCAAGUUUUAAUUUGUACAUCAGAGUUUGAUUAAGGGGGAAUUUGAUAUAAAAUAAACUGGAAUGCACAA
Boleophthalmus pectinirostris (great blue-spotted mudskipper) is the source of this 7252-nucleotide messenger RNA. RefSeq names its product ubiquitin specific peptidase 24 (gene usp24). Gene Ontology annotation, molecular function: cysteine-type deubiquitinase activity; cysteine-type endopeptidase activity. The record is from RefSeq and is a predicted model, not a curated record. The transcript has 38 exons. NCBI's taxonomy places the organism in Eukaryota, Metazoa, Chordata, Actinopteri, Gobiiformes, Gobiidae. Gene Ontology annotation, cellular component: nucleus; cytosol. Gene Ontology annotation, biological process: protein deubiquitination.